This is a messenger RNA of Mesocestoides corti, 2991 nucleotides long. The record is from the annotation of a GenBank genome assembly. NCBI's taxonomy places the organism in Eukaryota, Metazoa, Platyhelminthes, Cestoda, Cyclophyllidea, Mesocestoididae.
AUGGCUGCACCCGACCUUCAUUUUGAAAGAUUGCCAACAACGUAUGAAGUUAAGGAGUAUAAGCUGGACUUCCUCCCGAAUGCCACCGAUUUCACCUUCCAUGGCAAUGCUACAAUCUCCAUGCACCUUGCACAGUCCACCAACCAGUUUAUUCUAAAUGCCAAAAAACUUGAAAUACUUUCGGCGAAGAUUCGUCACAGCACAGCCAAGUCCGACAACACAGCUAGUAGUAAGUCAAUUGAAUAUGACGAGAAACAGGAGCGUGUCACGAUUAACUUCGGGUCUCUUCUCCCAGAAGGAGAUGCCGAGCUUUGUCUUGACUACAAAGGAAUUCUAGAUGACAACAUGCAAGGUUUCUAUCGCAGCGCAUACAAUGACGAAGGUGGCAAAAAACGAAUUGUUCUUGCUACUCAGUUCGAGCCCACCUACGCAAGAAUGGCUUUUCCAUGCGCUGACGAGCCGAGCAGAAAGGCAAAAUUCACGAUUUCCCUGGUGAUACAGGACCACUUGACAGCCCUUUCGUGUAUGCCCGAGGUUUCUCGUGAGGCUUUAGAUGAUCCGCCAAAAUACCUUCCAGCUCCCAAAAACGGCCGAAAGUACGUGCGGGUGAGCUUCGCUCAGACACCCGUCAUGUCAACGUACAUCUUUGCCUUCGUGGUCGGUCACUUCGACUUUUGUGAGGCAAUUGAUGCCAACAACGUCCUCAUUCGUGUCUACACGCCUCCCGGCCGUUCUCAACUCGGACACCAUGCUCUACACGUGGCCAAAAGUGCUCUGCCCUUCUACACAGAUCUCUUUGGCAUCGGAUACCCCUUGCCAAAGCUGGAUCUGAUCGCCAUUCCCGAUUUCGCCAUGGGUGCCAUGGAAAACUGGGGUCUUCUCACGUAUCGUGAAACAGCCCUUCUGAUAGACGAGGCGCAAUCAUCCCUGCAGUCGAAACGCUACGUGGCGCUGGUAGUGGCUCACGAAGUGGCCCACAUGUGGUUCGGUAACCUCGUGACCAUGGAGUGGUGGACACACUUGUGGCUUAACGAAGGCUUCGCCACGUGGAUCGAGUAUCUGGCCGUGGACCACUGCUUCCCCGAAUUCGACAUCUGGGUGAGUCUGGCGUACUUGGUGGUGACCAGUUGGUUGUGCCGCCCUCUCACACUUUUGCUCUUCUCCCCCCUUCAGUCGAUUUUCCUGCCCUCUCAGUUCUACGCGGCCAUGGAAACAGACGAGUUGAGGACAAGCCAUCCAAUCGAGGUUGUUGUGAACUCGCCCGAUGAGGUGGAAGAGAUCUUUGACGCAGUGUCGUACGAGAAGGGCUCGUCCAUCAUCCGCAUGAUCAACGACUACCUCGGACCCGAAGUAAGUAUGCCUGGUUGCGGUGCCUUGUCACCGUCGAACCGUCACGCCUUCGUGUUCCAGAGCACUACAUUCAACAAGGGCCUCCAGCUGUACAUAAAUCGCCACAAGUUCUCCAACACGAUGACAGAGGACCUCUGGAAGGCGCUGUCAGAGGUCUCCGGUGAGGACGUCAAGUCAAUAAUGUCGACGUGGACGAAGCAGAUUGGAUUUCCGGUGCUGACCGUUCGACCGGUCUCCUUCGAUGCCAACAAGGGCCUCACCAUCUCGAUUGACCAGACCCGCUUCCUGAUCGACGGCAGUCAGGAUGACAAGGCCCUCGAGUGGUACGUGCCAGUAACCAUCUGCGAGGCGUCUGAUUCGACGAAGGUGCUCGCUCGGGUGAUGGUGCCGCCUCGUGGGGGGGUCACGUCGAAGGACCCCUUCACGGUGUGUAUCCCCCCCACUGCUGGCAAGGGGCAGCCCAAGAUCCGCCUGAACCCCGGCGUUUUCGGGUUCUAUCGCGUGCAGUACGACGAAGGCAUGAUGGGUCCGGUGUUGGAGGCUCUUGGCGAGAAGCAGCUGCCGAGCCUAGAUCGACUCAGUCUUCUGGCCGACACCUUUGCCCUCGCCCGAGCAGGUAGGGUUCGGCUGACGACAGCCCUCACCAUGGCCUCAACCUUCCUCGGUGAGGGAGACUACACGGUCUGGCGUGAGUUGAGCACCCAACUGGCGUUCAUUCGUGACAUCAUCAGCGAGAGCUGCUACGUGAAGUCCGUGGACGCUGCUGGUGCUCCAUCUACACCCGUGGAGGUCGCCAUGGACAUGUUCAUGGCGCACGUCGCCGAAGACACCUUCAAGCGUCUAGGUAGUGUUAACAAGAAACCUCUCCACACCUAUUGUGCCCCAAAAGCGUCUCAUGACAAUCUGGUUUGCCUUCGUGUAGGUUGGGAUCCACGUGCUAACGAGUCGAACAACGACACACUGCUGCGUCCUCUGCUCGUCGCCAUUCUCGGUGGAACUGGCUCCACGGAGGUUGUGCCAGAGGCUCAAAAGCGCUUCGAGAAGCACUACAGAGCCGUGAUGGCUGGUCAGGACGGUGACGGCGCGGCUCCACGCAGUGAUCUCAUUCCAGCCGACCUGCGGUCUGCAGUUUACUCCACGUGCAUCAAGCACGGCGGCGAAGAGGUCUACGAGCAGCUGCUUCAGCUUCACGACAAGGCGACCAUGCAAGACGAACGGGUGCGCAUUCUUCAUUGCAUCGGUCUUGCGCGCAAAGCCACCGUCAUCAAACGCGCGGUGGAUCUGGCCUUCUCCGACUUCGUGCGCAAGCAGGACCGUCUGAGACCUCUCAUUGCGCUUUCCGGCUCGCCAGCCGGUCGUCGAGCUGUUUGGAGCGAGGUCAAGACGCGCAUUGCAACCGUCAUGGAUGAUCUUGGCGGUAGCCAUCUUGCGGGUCGCGUGCUGAAAAGUUGCUGCGAGGGCUUCUGCUCCAAGGCCAAUUACGCCGAAAUUGACGCCUUCUUCAAAGAACACCCAGUUCCGUGCACGCGCGCAGUCCAGCAGGCUCUGGAGACGAUCGGCGUGAACGAAGGCAUUCUGCAACGUGAGGAGGACCAGGUCAAGCUGUACCUGACGCAGUUCGCCGAGAACAUACCCGAGUAG